This is a messenger RNA of Mytilinidion resinicola, 1440 nucleotides long. Its product is annotated as arginine n-methyltransferas-like protein. Gene Ontology annotation, cellular component: nucleus. Gene Ontology annotation, molecular function: protein-arginine N-methyltransferase activity. Gene Ontology annotation, biological process: peptidyl-arginine methylation. Lineage: Eukaryota; Fungi; Ascomycota; Dothideomycetes; Mytilinidiales; Mytilinidiaceae. The transcript has 6 exons. The record is from RefSeq and is a predicted model, not a curated record. Bases 60 to 1106 code for a protein of 348 amino acids.
ACACCAACCACGCCCCUCUCCCUCCAUACCCCCCAGAAUUCCAUAUUCUGCUUCUCCAUAUGGCGAACAACGCUGUAUCCUCCCAGCCGCCGCUCAAGGGCCCGGACCGGAUGGCCGGCCUCGAGCACUCGGAAGCGCAUUACUUCAACAGCUACAAUCAUCAUGGUAUUCACGAAGAAAUGUUGAAAGACGAAGUGCGAACCAGAUCUUAUAGGGACUCGAUAUACCAGAACAGGCACCUGUUCAAGGACAAGGUCGUCCUCGAUGUCGGAUGCGGUACCGCCAUUCUCAGCAUGUUUGCUGUCAAAGCCGGUGCGAAGCAUGUUAUCGGCGUAGACAUGUCGACCAUAAUCGAGAAGGCCAAGGAAAUAGUUGAGCGCAACGGCAUGACCAGCAAAAUCACCUUGUUGCAGGGCAAGAUGGAGGAGGUCGAUCUUCCCUUCCCCAAGGUCGACAUCAUAAUCUCUGAGUGGAUGGGCUACUUCUUGCUGUACGAGAGCAUGUUGGACACCGUGCUUUACGCACGAGACAAGUACCUAGUCAAGGAUGGCCUGAUCUUCCCGGACAAGGCCACCAUAUUCAUGGCUGGCAUUGAGGAUGGCGAAUAUAAAGAGGAGAAGAUUGGAUUCUGGGACAACGUGUGGGGUUUCGACUACACACCACUCAAGGCGACUGCGAUGACCGAGCCCCUUGUUGACACCGUCGACAUCAAGGCCGUUGUUACAGACCCCGCUGCCAUCAUCACGCUGGAUCUCUACACCGUCCAGCCCGCGGACCUCGCCUUCAGCCUCCCCUUCUCCCUGAAUGUUCGCCGAAACGACUUCGUGCACGCCUUGAUCGCCUGGUUCGAUAUCGAGUUCUCCGCUUGCCACAAACCUAUCCGCUUCUCCACGGGCCCGCACACAAAAUACACCCACUGGAAACAGACCGUCUUUUACCUCCCCGACAUGCUCACCGUCGAGGCCGGCGAGACGAUAACAGGAGUGCUCAGCAACAAGCCCAACGAAAAGAACAAGCGUGAUCUGGACAUCAAGAUCGAGUACAAGCUGGAUGCAAACGACAUGCAUCGGCAGGCGGCAGGAGAGGGCUCGUAUAAGAUGUGCUGAGAUCUUCUCGCCUCUGUUGCCCCUUACCUUACUGAUAGCUUCUUGAUUUCUCUGCUAGCAUUAGAGAGAUGAUUUGGUUAAAAUUUGGCGUUGAACUGGGCUUGACUUUGGGUCACGGCCUGUGUGCAGGUCUACGAAGGGCAUGGAAUGAUUCGGAUUGAUACGCCAUGGCAGCAGAGCAUGCGGCAUGACGGACGAGGAGUUAUGACUGAGACCAGGUGUAAAAAUGCUCCAAGGUUGUCGAGAUUUAUGCUCUUACGGCCGUGGUGGACGAUAUCAUCCGUUAUGAGGCACAUUUGCCUGUCCUGCAAAUAGAGAAUCACAUCGUUCCGGU